Anopheles cruzii is the source of this 5016-nucleotide messenger RNA. RefSeq lists its product as uncharacterized. The transcript is spliced from 3 exons. Gene Ontology annotation, cellular component: membrane. Gene Ontology annotation, biological process: G protein-coupled receptor signaling pathway; cell surface receptor signaling pathway. The record is from RefSeq and is a predicted model, not a curated record. NCBI's taxonomy places the organism in Eukaryota, Metazoa, Arthropoda, Insecta, Diptera, Culicidae. The coding region runs from base 1 to 4173 and encodes 1390 amino acids. Gene Ontology annotation, molecular function: G protein-coupled receptor activity.
AUGAGUUCAAUGUCGCCGAUCGCAGUGAUCGUGAUGUGUGCGUUGGUUGUAUCAUCAGAUACGGCAUCGACUGCCACAGCCGCCAUAGCAUCUCCCAGUCAGUCAUCGAACGGGAGCCGUAACUCUAGCCAGCGCCCUGUCAUCACGAUCAACAAAUGCGACCAACGCUCGGAUCGUUCCGACGAGUCGCACACGGAAUGGCCCAGCGAUGCGUCGAGGAACCUGCCCGACUGCCGUUGUCCACCCGACUACACGGCGGUCCUGCAGUACGGCGAACCCUCACAGAAGGUACUCUGCGCGAGCUUGCGUUCGGCGGCACCGUGGAGCGAAGGUUGUGUAUCCUCGGGUUCCAGCACCGACUACUACGAUCUGGGCGCGAUAGAGCUGCGCCUAAUUCGAGCCAUGCUGCGGGCAGCUAACGUGUCCGAGGUGUGGAUCUCUGCCCGCCGGAUAGCACCGUUUGGGGCACUGGUGCGACGCUUGCCCGGUGACCGCUGGAACGCCCCGGUGGAGCUGGACCAGCCAACCGGAGAAGAUGGUCACUCGGAUGGCCAGCUAACAAUCGUCCCAACGUCGGCUGAUUUCAACUGCGCCGCGGUCGGUGGAUCGAACUACGAACAAAUAUUCCUAGCCAACUGCUCGCGAGCACUGCCCCAGCUGUGUUUGUUUCGCGACUCGACCCUGCUGCAAUUGCACUGUCGCCAACGGGAGUUCACCACGAGGUAUGGUGAAGGUCAAGACAUGUGCUACACCGUGCUGGCUAACGAUGACCGUGCGCUAAGCGCACUGAGUAGUGCGGCGCCUGAAUAUCGCGUCUUUGACGUCGACAGUGGACGCAAGAAACAGCUCUUGGACGACUUGCUGAGUUCCGCAGCCGCGUACCAGAAGCACUGCGCGCAGACAUAUUUCACCGAGCCGCUGCGUUCCCUUGCCCUUAGCAUUCGCGGUGCUUUCCAUCGUGCGGUGAACGGUACGGUAUCCUCCAGCGAUACUAAUAUGCUGCCGGAACAGAGCCUAAGACAAAUACCGUUCCUGGAUCUGUGGAAACGUUACGACUGCACGGCUGUGCAGCGAAACAACUCAGCGGAUCUCAGCGCCGACGGUCCGGUCCGGGCGAUGUACCUGUACUUUGACCGGGCGCGCCAUCGGCUUUACCUUACCGUUUACGGCCGGCAGUGGUACUGGCGCGAGAAGCCCUCAGCGAAUGGGUUCCAGUGCUACACGAAUGCCGACGCCGAUCAGGUACGGCGUGUUCAGGUUCGCCCGAUACGCACCUCUAGAAAGCGGUCGCGUAGGGCUCACCCUCGGUCGUCGGACGGUGACGCACCGGAAGCCGGAGAUGAUGAUACCGGCCAGCGAAGCAUGUACGAGGUAACGCUCGUCGACGGCAUACCGAGCUACUACUGGUGUGAGGCGCACCUGGUACCGAACCUGACGCACCUCGUAUCGCCGACCGUGCUGGCAAACCGCAAGUCGAACGGUAAAACCUUCUUCUCCGUCACCGUCGAUGUACGGUUGGAGCGCCUGGCCGAAACAAUGCGCCUGAAGGACUACACUCGCGUGGUGAAGGACCACCUAAAACGUGCCCGUGCCCGAGUGUUGCCGGAAACGAAGCGUGUGCUGGAGACAAUCAAGACGGUGCAGGUGAUGAAAAGUGACCGCCUGCGCGAUACGUUCCCGCCGGACAACGGGAUCGCGGCACGGCUGAUCGUGCACCUUGUGAUGCGGCAGGUCAACUUCAAGAGUGAUUUCCCCGUUUUCGUCGAAAUCAAUGAAAUCGAUCUGCCGGACGCGUAUGUGCGGUACUAUCGCACUCGGAGCUACCUGCAGGACGCACUCCGCCUGGCCGCUUCCGACGAGUUCCGGUUCGUGGGGGUGAACAGCACGGAGUACUGUCUGCCCGACAGCCUGCAGCGGCCUUCGUCGUCCACCGACGGUAACGUGUGGUGGGUGGCCCGGCUCGGUGAAACGGUCACCCCGCGGAAUCUGUGUUUACCCGCGGGGAGUGACCUACCCCUGACGCGUCGCUGUCUCGGUGACUACCUGCACGGAUGCGCGUGGGACACGCUCGAACUGCAGUCCGGCCAACAAUGUUCCUCCCACGAGCGUCCGGAAACACGAGCCCUGUACGAGUACAGUGCCGUGCAGCUAAACAUGAGCCUUCUGCCGGACGUUUUAAGCACCGUUGGACACGUGCUGUCCGCACCGGCAAGCGUCCUCCCGGUGGACCUGUUCUACAUUGCGCAGGUGCUGGAAAAUUUGCGCAACGUGCUGCUGCUUUCGAUGCCGGAAGAAAGCGCGCUGCUGGGAGCGCUAAACACAGUGCAACACUACUGCGACAUGAGCGACAUCAUGAGUAGCGUAAUGUACGUCAACGAGACGACCGUGACGCGGGCGCAGCGGGUACUGAAUACUACCAACACCUUGCUGUACGUGACCGAAACGAUCGUGAACCAACUGGCGCUUGCCGAGAAUGCUUCGAUGUUGCGACAGGGCGCUCAGUACGACUGCGGUAUGCGGGCACUGGAGCCGGCGGCGACGAACGGUGCCGGUACGUUGCUGUUUCGCAGCCCCAGAUUGAUAGUGUUGAUAGCGGACCCGGCUGUCGCCAACGUAUCCGGUAUCGCUCUGUUCCGGCAGAUUGAUGGCGGCGACGGCGGCGACGGCGACGCGGAGGACUUCAACGGUUACACGGUCAGGUACCUGUAUGCGAACCAAUCGGUGGAGUCACUGAUCACCGAGCAGGACCUCGAGAUUGGCGCGUUCAUCCCGCAGUCGGUGCUGGAAAACCUGGCCACACUGCACGAGGCUAUGACGGAGGAACAACCAGACCCGGAGACGGAGCCCCUCCAGAUGGAGCCCGGGCUUCCAGCGGUUCCACCACCUUUGCGUGUGGUUCUCACGAUCUACUACAACGAUCACGCGUUUCGCGAGACGCGCGCGGGCCCGGUGACCCGCUCGAGCGCCAAGAUCAUCAGCAUCAGCAUCCCCGGGUACGGUUCGCGCAUGCCGGGCGAGAUUCCGUUCUACGCACGAGAAACGCGACCCAAAAACCAGAGCACCACAAGCCACUGCGGUUACUGGUCGUUCGAGACGGACCCGGCCGGGACGGAAGGGUUCGGACGGUGGGCGUUCGACGAGUGUCGGUUGAUCGACGGGGCCGGACCAGUAGCACUGUGCGGUUGCUACCACCUGACGUCCUUCUCGCGGCUCACGAUGGACACGCAGCUCGUCGAAUCGGUGGGCGUUUCACAGAAGUUCAUCGCCGACCAGAGUACGCUGGCGCUCGACCUAAUCACCGCGAUCGGCUGCUCGCUGUCGUUGCUCGGCGUACUGGGCAUCCUGGCCACGGGCGUCCUUUUCCCCGGCUGGCGAGCAAAGGCGAGCAGCAAGAUUCUGCUGCAGCUGUCGUGUGCGAUCGCGAUCGAAAUGAUCAUCAUUUUCCUGGAGGGUCCGGACAUCGACCAGCACCGGGGCCGGAGUCACAUCGAGUGCGCCCUGCUCGGGAGCGUGUUCCACUACAUCAUCCUGGUGACGUUCAUGUGGAUGCUGCUCACCGCGUACCUACAGUUCAUGCGCUACGUGAAGGUGCUCGGCCGACUGCGCCCGUCGCACGUGAUUCUGAAGGCCACCGUACUUUGCUGGGGCGCACCACUCGUCCCGGUGGCUACCUAUCUCGCUAGCGACUACACGCUGUACCUGAAACGGGACAACCUGACCGACAUUUGCUACCCACACGGGGACGCCCUUUGGUUCGGGCUGAUGCUACCGAUCGCCGCGAUAGUGUUUUUCAACCUCGUCAGCUUCGUGGUCGUACUCUACCAUAUCUGCGCGAUUCCGGCCAACCUGAGCAAGCAAACCGAUCGUGACCUCACGCUGGCCCAGCUACGGCUGUCGGUGUUUCUAUUCUUCCUUCUCGGGCUGCCGUGGAUCUUCGGUAUGCUCACUACCGGCACCGAGGACAAACUGUUUGCCUAUCUGUUCUGCCUCACCGCGCCCGUACAGGGGUUUGUGCUGUUCCUGUACUUCAUCGUCAUCGAUCCGGGUGCCCGGCGACUGUGGUUGGGCCGCCUGCGCCGCUGCCGGUGCAUCGCCGAUCGAUCGGCCGCCAACCAACUGGACGAGAAGGAAACUACAACCCUACCGAGCACCACGCUAAACACGCAACUUUGAUCUGGCGCUCGCUCUAUCUGGAUCUGGGUCUAAUCUAAUGUCUAAUGUCUAACUAAUUUAUGCGAUUCAACGACACUGCACGAUCAGGUUGAUCUGUCGCGCGCUGUCUUACCUGUGAGUGGCUGAGCUGAGAUGCACGGCACGGCACGGCACGUAUCGGAUACAGUUUGUGUUUUGAGCGAACUUUUGGACGAACCUUUGGAACCGCUGCAGCGUGUCUCAACUAGGGUCGCCUGUUUUUGCAAUGCCUGUCACCGUUAGCCGUUGCGUCUAUCCAAGCUAAGAUCAACGGGGAAACUGAAAAUGGAGCCUUUCUCCAGUGGGACCGGAGAGUCCAAGAAUGCGGAGUCCGUGGUUGCGGACUACUCUAUUAACUAUUUAGGAGCGCAAAAGUUAAACACCAUUAUCCAAUCAAGCCGGCCGCCGGCAGCAGGCUUGGCUUGGAAAAUUCCGAAGACCGGAGUGAUUGCCGGCAUUAUUCAAUUUACACACACGCUCUGGGGACACACGCUUUUGCUGUCGGGGCGGGCUCGGUUCGUUUGUUCACUUCACCUUAUUUGGCUUGCGAGAAAUUGCGUGUUUCUUCGUUUGCAACUACCCCCUUCCCGCCUCCCUCCCGCGUGCCGCGUGUGUGUGUUUAAUCAUCGUUUACUAUUUUCAAAUUAUGCGUACCGCGCUACGAUUCCGAAGUUGUUCCGUGUGCUCCAAUAUCGCAACCGGCGGAGCGGAUGCGAUGCGCUGGUCUGCCUGCAAGACGCGGGCAGGUUUGCGGAGGGCAUGUUGCGACACGCGCGUAACGUAAGUAGUGCUGCUUAACGACGUGCCAACAUGGUGACGAGAACU